This is a messenger RNA of Monopterus albus (swamp eel), 2945 nucleotides long. It is a transcript of the gene kcnc2, whose product is annotated as potassium voltage-gated channel, Shaw-related subfamily, member 2. Gene Ontology annotation, cellular component: voltage-gated potassium channel complex; neuronal cell body membrane; postsynaptic membrane. Gene Ontology annotation, biological process: action potential; protein homooligomerization; potassium ion transmembrane transport. Gene Ontology annotation, molecular function: delayed rectifier potassium channel activity; protein binding. NCBI's taxonomy places the organism in Eukaryota, Metazoa, Chordata, Actinopteri, Synbranchiformes, Synbranchidae. The record is from RefSeq and is a predicted model, not a curated record.
AGGGCAGGGACACUAGAGAUGCGCAACGGCAGUAGCAGCACAGUUUAUUUGGAGACACAGGUUGAGAUCAUUCAGCACUCCGACAGCACUGACCGUGUGAACGGAUUGGUUGUGGGAUACAAAUCGCCGAGCUCCAUCCUCCCCGAAAUAAACGAUGGACAUCAUCUUCGACCCCCAGAGAAGCCACGAAAGCGUGAAACCGGAGAUGGUGCGCACCGCGUUCAAAAUUCUGGAGCUUUAGUGAAAAGGGCUGUGACUGCAGGUGUGUGCGCGUUGGGUUCGCCGUUACCUCCGGACUGCACUCAUCAACUUCCCCCGCUUUCCAUCAAGUCAUGUCUGAUACAGAGCGAUGGGCAAGUUUGACGACAACGAGAGGAUAAUCCUCAACGUCGGGGGCACCAGGCACGAAACCUACAAAACCACCCUGAAGACCCUGCCGGGGACGCGACUGGCCCUGCUCGCUUCCGACUCGGACAUCGACUCCGUGCUGGAUCAGCUGCAACAAGUCCCCGGCUUCAUCGAGUACAACGCACGGACCAACGAGUACUUCUUCGACCGCCACCCGGGGGUUUUCGCCUAUGUGCUCAAUUACUAUCGGACCGGGAAGCUCCACUGCCCAGCGGAUGUGUGCGGACCACUGUUCGAGGAGGAGCUCUCCUUCUGGGGCAUCGAUGAGACGGACGUGGAGCCUUGCUGCUGGAUGACAUACCGGCAGCACCGGGACGCAGAGGAGGCUCUGGACGUGUUCGAGCUCAACGUGGACAACGGUGACGAGGACGACGAGAUAGGGAUUUGUGGGUGCGCCGGCGAUGGUAAUAUCAGCCUGUGGAGGAAGUGGCAGCCGGUGAUCUGGAAUCUAUUCGAGGAUCCCUACUCUUCUAGGGCGGCGAGGUUUAUUGCCUUUGCAUCUUUGUUCUUCAUCUUGGUCUCCAUCACCACUUUCUGCUUGGAGACUCAUGAAGCUUUCAACACAGUCAUCAACAAGACUGAGCUGAUGCGGAACAGCAGCGUGCCGGACUCAGGGCCUCAGUACGAGAUUGAAACUGACCCUGCGCUCACAUAUGUGGAAGGGGUUUGCGUCUUCUGGUUCACCAUUGAGUUCCUGGUGCGUGUGACCUUCUGCCCAGUCAAGUUGGAGUUUGUUAAGAGUGUGCUCAACAUCAUUGACUUUGUGGCUAUCCUGCCUUUCUACUUGGAGGUAGGGCUGAGUGGCCUUUCUUCAAAGGCUGCCAAAGAUGUGUUGGGUUUCCUCAGGGUGGUGCGCUUUGUUCGUAUUCUGCGUAUCUUCAAACUAACACGUCAUUUCGUGGGGCUAAGGGUGUUGGGCCACACAUUAAGGGCCAGCACCAAUGAACUCCUGCUGCUCAUCAUCUUCCUAGCGUUGGGAGUAUUAAUUUUUGCCACCAUGAUUUAUUACGCCGAACGAAUCGGUGCCAAACCUGGUGACCCCACUGCUAGCGACCACACCAAGUUUAAGAACAUCCCCAUUGGCUUCUGGUGGGCUGUGGUAACCAUGACUACACUGGGCUAUGGUGACAUGUAUCCAGAGACCUGGUCAGGCAUGGUGGUGGGUGCCUUAUGUGCUUUAGCUGGUGUGCUGACGAUAGCCAUGCCUGUGCCAGUUAUCGUUAAUAACUUUGGGAUGUACUACUCCCUGGCCAUGGCCAAGCAGAAGUUGCCCAAGAAGAGGAAGAAACACAUCCCUCAGGUACAGGGAGGGUCCCCCACCUACUGCAAACCUGAUCUCAACACGACCUGCAACAGCACACAAGCUGACCUGUGCCACGUCAAAGGGAGCAGGGUACUAGAACGGAACCGCUCAGUUCUGUCAGCGGACUGCAGUGGAGGCAGUGAUCUGACCAUGUCUCCAGAGGAGAGGGUCCCCAUGCGAAGGUCCAGCACGAGGGAACAGGAUCGCUGCAGCGGGGGGACAUGCUUCCUGCUUGCUGCUAGUGACUACACCUGCCCUGCAGAUGGAGGCAUACGAAAAACAGGCUAUGAGAAAUCCCGGAGUUUAAACAACAUAGCGGGCAUGACUGGUAAUGCCCUCAGGUUGUCUCCUGUGACCUCGCCCUACGGAUCUCCAUGCCCGCUGCGUCGCUCUCGCUCCCCUAUCCCUUCCAUCUUGUGAGAUGUCCAACCCAGGGUCACUUUGGCCUAAGGCACCCCACAUCCUACCCCUAAACAAACCAACUGUCUUUGGUAUUAUAUCUGAACUCUGUUCUAGAUAUUGUAACUAAUGUAUAAGUACUUAACUUUGUAGCUAAGAUUAAUGUUAAUAAUUUAGGCCACAUCAGCAACUUCUCACUUUCCCAUUUUCCUUGAGAAUACAUGUGUUUAGCUAAAAUCCUUAAGUAACUAGUUAGUUCUCCUGUGUCACAUGGACUUCCCUUUAGUUCAGUAUUGUCGUAUUUGAAACGCAAUAAAAAACUGACUGGUGGCUUCAGAAGUAGCAGCCAUAACAUUUAAUAAAGGACAUAUUAAUAAUCAGGGAUAUUAUAUGUUGCUAUAUUUAGACACCUUGAAAAAGAUGUGCUUCCACAAAAAGAGAGAUGUCACUUCAUUUUAACCUCAUACAACUGUGACUAUGUCUUUGUAAUGCUCCUUUAUUUUUGGGAUGGUGAUGGGAGGGAUGGGUGUCAGGGAUGGAGGAGUCAUCUUUCAGGACUGUGUUGUGACUCACACAAGCACACAUCUGUCAGUCUUCACCUGCUGCUGGCCUAGCUCAUGAUUUUGCAUGGAUCAUCCUGUAACCAUUGUCUUCAAGCAAUGUGGCAAGGGGAGAAGGAAUAAACAGAAAGUGAGGACACCUUAAAGCUACACACACAUAUAUACACACACACCUAUGUGUGUAUGUGUGUAUGUGUAUACAUAUAUAAAUAUAGAUAUAGAGAGAUACAGUAUAUAGAUUGAUACAUAAAUAUAAUACAGGUGGGUGACAAGUU